This is a messenger RNA of Penicillium diatomitis, 1968 nucleotides long. RefSeq lists its product as uncharacterized. The record is from RefSeq and is a predicted model, not a curated record. Gene Ontology annotation, molecular function: histone H3T3 kinase activity. Gene Ontology annotation, biological process: mitotic cell cycle; intracellular signal transduction. Bases 1 to 1968 code for a protein of 655 amino acids. Gene Ontology annotation, cellular component: nucleus; cytoplasm. NCBI's taxonomy places the organism in Eukaryota, Fungi, Ascomycota, Eurotiomycetes, Eurotiales, Aspergillaceae. The transcript is spliced from 2 exons.
AUGUCCACCAGAUCUUCUCCCUGCCCAUUGGGUCACGCGACAGUCACGGAGCCUCGGAAACCCUCUACCAGAACGGUCGCACAUCGCAAAGUAUACGGCAAGCGGCGCAAGGACGCAGCACGAGCGGUAUUGGAGGAUAAGAGGCAGGAUGACAAGGGCGAGGAUCUCUCAGAUGUCGACGGCUCUCUCGACACACUUCGGACUAGGCUUGCCGAUGUGACCAUCCACGAAAGCCUACGUCGAGAGCGGCCCAGUACGAAGCGCACGCAAUGCACUCGAACACACCAGAGCAAGGCGCAUGUCUCUGCACAACUCACGAAAUUCACCGAAGCGGAGAAAAUGCCACAACUGCGGGGAUUGUCCAAGGAACCUUUGUCGGCCGACCUUUUGCAAAAACCGGUGCAUUCCGAGACGAUGACAGGUGUUCAAAUCUCAAGCGAACAGUCUCAUGUUACCAGUAUUCAGACUGGGCAUGAUUCACAAGCGGUCUCGGUCAAUGCGACACCAUCAGUAACCAAGAGAAAACCGCGCUCUGCUAGCCGAAGAAUAUCUGGACUAGUUCACGAUGCAAGGAUUGACGCCUACGUUCGGCCCGUUCUCGACGAAGCCCUUUCCUCAAUCGCUUCUCAAGGUGUACAGACAUUCAGCGCGUGGGCCUCGCGUUCUGAGAGCAUGUUUCAUGUAGUCAAACUGGCUGAAGGCUCUUACGGCGAAGUGUAUAAGCUUCGUCUCCACGAUGAAACAUCCCGUCCCCCAGUCUCCAAAUCAAAAUUGGCCAAACUUCGCGCAUAUGGCGACGGUGUCUUCAAAGUCGUUCCGCUUUGCGCGCCAAGAGGUCCAGGGUCGAAGAAAUAUACAUCUGUGGCUGAAAUAGUGUCCGAGGUGAAGCUGUUGAAGUAUCUAGACCCAAUUCCAGGAUUUGCCCGAUUUAGGGAAAUUCAUGUUGUUCAAGGACGUUUUCCGGAGCUCUUCCAACGCGCGUGGGACCAUUAUAAGGCGACCAAUGAUGACUGCUGGAAUCCCGAUCCGUCGAACAGAAGAGCGUUUCCGGAGACUCAGCUGUGGGCGAUUAUUGAGAUGGACGACGCCGGUCAUGAGCUUGAGAAAUUUGCAUGGUCGUCGAUAUUCCAGAUUUAUGAUAUAUUCUGGGGUGUGGCAAUGGCGCUGGCACGCGCCGAGGAGUAUGCGAUGUUUGAGCACCGCGACCUCCAUUUGGGUAACAUUUGUAUACGGUCCACUCGAGCAGACGGCAGUAUGGACCCUCCCUCCGACCUCGAGAUCUUACGCCGACAGUCAGCAAGCGGAUUCGGCUUCAGUGCCUUGGAGACAACAAUCAUCGAUUACUCGCUGUCCCGCGCUGACUUGCAAAGUGAAAGUCUCGAGCCCGAGGACAACCCAGACAGCAUUGUCGAGACAGCAUCUUCCGACUUGGACAAGCGGCAGAUUUUUGAUGCCGUUGGCGAGGAUGAAGACGAGGCGCUUUUGAGGGAUACAUACAGAUAUAUGCGUAACACAGUCUACACGGGAGCACCCCUCGCAAUGGAGAAAUACUCUACCGUUGCCGGCAUCUGGAAAGAAUAUGUUCCCCAGACCAAUCUCAUCUGGCUUCUGUUUCUGCUCAAGAUUCUCUUGAAGAAUCGCAAAGCAGAGCCUUCGCAGGUGGCCGCUUUGCCAGAGCGAGUUGCUCUGGCACCUUGUUCUCCAAACCGGGUAUCGACUACGCCUAGAUUGACAAGCAAGACGUGCACAUCUAAAAAGACUGAGGACCAGACUGAUGUCGCGAAGAAAUCUCGCGCGCGAGAUCUCCACUUGCAAGUCUCCAAGCUCGAGCAGACCCUUGAGAAUAGGCUCAAAACCGUUCUUGACCUUCUGGACCUCAACAAUGGGCACGACGACAUGUGUUGUGCGGCGGACUUGGUUGCCUAUGCGCUGGAUUCGCACUGGUUGGCCAAGGAGGAUUUCUUCUGA